Molecule: messenger RNA, 744 nt
Organism: Fusarium verticillioides 7600
Lineage: Eukaryota; Fungi; Ascomycota; Sordariomycetes; Hypocreales; Nectriaceae
Exons: 1
Coding region: 1-744 (247 amino acids)
Source: RefSeq, a predicted model, not a curated record
AUGGCUGCCCAGUCUGGCGACUCUAUCCCAAUUGCUCAAACAGACCCUUCCACGGAUCGGGCCGUUCCUAUGGCUUCUCCAACGCCAGUGCGAACCCCCCAGAAUCACCCGACCCCUUCAAAUGAAGACACAGUGAGCACCCCGGAUGAGUCUCCCUCCGCUUCUUCUACUCCAUCCAGUUCUCCAUUGUCUGGCCUGUCAUCUUCGGCAUCUUACUCCCAGUCUUCCUCAUCUACUGGGGAGGAUAGGGCAAUCAACGCGGCUCUGAAGCUCCUAGCGGAAGACCUUGACUCCAUUGACAACGGCAGGCCAAACAAGAAGACUCGAGUAGAUGCGCCACAUACCCUGUCCAAGCAUUUGCCGUCUCCCGACUCGCCAGAUUCCUCGGCUUCCAACAUCGCGCGGGUUCCUAGGGACCCCGCAACGUUGCCUGAACAAUCGGGACCUUCGCAGGCACUGGUGUCUAGCCGCGCUCAGGCAGAGGUGACCGUUGAGACGCCCCAGAAGCGGAUAGCGCAAGCUAUCGGACCAAGACCCAAGGGCCUGCAAAGUUCGUCUUGGGUGACUGUGGAACAGGUCACGCUCGAAACGCCCUCGAAGAAGAGUGCGAGCCCGUCGCAGGCCAAGGGUUUAGCUACAUCUUCUUGGGCGGGGCAUGGAGAGAAGGAUGCACUUCCGUCUUCCAGGCCGAGUAUCAACCAAGGGCUUCGACGCUUUUCAAGAGGUCAAGGACUAUAUAAGUAG